Messenger RNA from Carcharodon carcharias (great white shark), 582 nucleotides. RefSeq names its product ras-interacting protein RIP3-like. Lineage: Eukaryota; Metazoa; Chordata; Chondrichthyes; Lamniformes; Lamnidae. The transcript is spliced from 5 exons. Bases 100 to 582 code for a protein of 160 amino acids. The record is from RefSeq and is a predicted model, not a curated record.
ACACAGAGGAUAGAUGAACAACAUCGGAACCAAAAUAGCCGUGUAAAUGCCCGAGUGUCAUCAUCGGCGCCACAUUUCACAGUGAAUUGAAAGAUCGAGAUGGAUGUAAACGGAGUUUCUCAGUGUCGGGAGAACGGGAGCUCGGAGCCCAUCCCCCACGCUCAGGGGUCUGGAGGCAGUGGCUGUCAGCAGCAGCAGCAACAGCAGCAGCAGGAUGGGCAGCAAGAGGAGAGUGCAACAGCCAGUGACAGCCACAGUCAGGAAAAGCGGCAAGCAAAUGAUCAGGAAGACAAGAAGAGAGUAUCAACCACCAAGACUGCCGGUGCUCCAUCAUACAGCAGGUGGUCAAGCACUCAGCCACACCAGCCAGGCCCUGCAGUGAGAACAUACCAGAACAGUAAAGCGAGAGUCACCAUGAGCCCUGGUUUUACACCACAAUGGAACAACAACCAGUCUGCCUGGAACAGUUACACCUACCCUAGGGCUAAUGUUCACUAUCAAUCCCAUGCCAGUUACAGCUACUGCCCUGGGCAUCCUGCCAGUACGGAACUUAACUACUCAUCUUUUCCUAAGGGUGUCUAA